CCGGCCCCCUUUUUUUUUGGGUAACUCCCUCCGUCUUUCUCUCUGCUGAGUAUAAAACUCUGAGGGAAGGAGGUGAACAGACGAUUUUUCACAAGACCGAGAAGGAAGGGGGAUGUCUGCUCACCUGUGAAGCAUCUCCUCAGCUGACUGACGUUUUCUUCCACGCUGGAUGUAAAGGACCCAGCAGGCUUUGCAGAUGGACAGAGGAAUGUGCGUGUCCCUUUGGUGUGAGGAAGUGGAGGACGAUGCAGCCCAGGAUCAGGGACAGGGUGAAGAUCAAGCCCAGGGAUGUACAGGGGGCUCGCCUCAGCUGCGUGCCGCCUGGGACCCCACAGUGUCAGGUCAUCGAGUGAUCCAAAGGCUGCUUCACCUGGAAGAGAGGUACAUGCCCUCCAUGCUUUACACCACCCUCAUCCAGCGGGAUCCAGAGCGCAGGGAGGAGCUCGCCAAAUGGGCCCUGGAGGUAUGCUGCGACUGCGGUUGUGAUGAGGCCGUGUUCCCCCGGUCUGUGUCUCUGAUGGACAGGUUCCUGUCUGCAUCUCUGUCUCUGGCUGUGUCUCCAUACUGCCUGGCUGCUGGCUGCGUCCUGAUCGCCUCAAAGCUCACAGAGUGUGACGGCGUGACUGCAGACAGCCUCUGCGCCGCAGCUGAGUACAGCUUCCAGCCGUCAGACCUGCGGGAGAUGGAGCGUGUCAUCCUCAGCACUCUCCGGUGGGACACCGCGGCAGUCACACCGCAGGACUUCCUCCCUCACUUUCUGGCCUCUGUUGGGGAGCAAGGUGACGCUGAGAGGGAGAUGCUUUCGACUUUGCGCCGGCACAGCGACACUCUGGCUGCCAUGUGUGCCUGCGACUCCCGUUUUCUGGGAGCUCCCCCAUCACUUGUUGCCGCAGCAUCACUAAAUUGUGCCCUAAGGGGUCUGAGCAACAAGGGGCCCACUCAGCUGUCCAAAAGCAGUGAAGCUCUGGCAGAGCUGUGCCAGACUGAUCUGGUAGUCCUGCAGUGCUACAGCGAGAUGAUCGAAAGUGCCCUCAGGCAGCGGCUGAGGGGUGGACUGCAGCAGCCCCCCAUGGAGAAGGAUGAAGAGAUGGAGAACGAAAGACCUGGAACACCAACUGACAUGAGAGAGAUCAAUUUCUAAUCGCUGAAUAACUUUAUGAAAAGACUAACCUUUUAAGGUUCAUCAGUCAAACUGAUAUGAAUUAAUUGUGACGGCAACACAAUGUCAAACGAUUCUUAAUAACUUGAAUUGUUUUACUGUUAUUUAUUGAAUGUGUCAUUAUUUAUUUUUGAAGAUUGUGUGAUUCAUGUGCCAUAUACGAUUAACUGUCCUUGAAUUUUAUUGGCAGUCUACAUAUUAUUUUUGAUGCACUCUAUUUAUGCCUUAUUUAUGAUCACGUGCAAUUGUUUACUUUUAUUAUGUUAAUUUAUUUCA
Oryzias latipes (Japanese medaka) is the source of this 1435-nucleotide messenger RNA. RefSeq names its product cyclin Dx (gene ccndx). The record is from RefSeq and is a predicted model, not a curated record. NCBI's taxonomy places the organism in Eukaryota, Metazoa, Chordata, Actinopteri, Beloniformes, Adrianichthyidae.